This is a messenger RNA of Anopheles marshallii, 1470 nucleotides long. RefSeq names its product carboxypeptidase Q-like. Bases 1 to 1470 code for a protein of 489 amino acids. Gene Ontology annotation, biological process: proteolysis; peptide catabolic process. The record is from RefSeq and is a predicted model, not a curated record. NCBI's taxonomy places the organism in Eukaryota, Metazoa, Arthropoda, Insecta, Diptera, Culicidae. The transcript has 3 exons. Gene Ontology annotation, molecular function: metallodipeptidase activity.
AUGGCUUCCGUGAUUCUGUUCCUAACCGUAGUUGGAUUUUUAGGGUUUUGUGGACUUGUGAGUGCUGGAGUGGCCGACAAUCGUAUCGACACAUUUGGUAAGCACAGUGAUGGAAGUUGCGAUUUGCCGGAUGCCCUGCUGAAAGAGAUACACGGUUAUCAACCGAUUGUGAAAAAGAUUGCCGACAAGAUAGUGAACGGAGAAUAUGCAGGCCGUACCUGGGACAGCUUGGCGGAGUUGGUCGAUACGUUCGGAGCGCGAGUGGCCGGCAGCGAACAGCUGGAAAAAACUAUCGAUUAUGUGCUUGAUAAAAUGCAAGCCGAUGGUUUGGAAAACGUCCACACGGAGAACGCUUCCGUUCCGCACUGGGUGCGAGGUUUCGAGAGUGCUGAGUUGGUAAAACCGUUCCGCAAGAAUUUACCCUUGCUGGGGCUGGGCAGUAGCAUCGGUACACCUCGCGGGGGCAUUAUCGCCGAAGUGCUGGCCGUGGAGUCGUUCAAAGAAUUCGAAACAAUCCCGGCGGAACAAGUGCGGGGAAAGAUUGUUGUGUUUUCGCCGGUAUGGGAGAGCUACGGUCGCACGGUGGUUUAUCGCAGCCAGGCAGCAUCCGUUGCAUCACGAAAAGGUGCCGUUGCAGCGCUCGUCCGUUCGAUUACCCCGUUUUCGAUAGGUUCACCGCACACGGGUCAGCAGCAUUAUCAGGAUGACGUCAAAAAGAUCCCCGUCGCUUGUAUUACGGUGGAGGACGCACAAAUGCUGCUCCGAAAGUAUCGCCGCGGUGAAACGAUGGAAAUUCAUCUCGAAAUGGAAGACAGACCGAUGGAACCGGUCGUUUCGAGGAAUACGAUUGGUGAACUGGUUGGAACAACGUACACAAACACAUCGGUUGUUGUCGUUUCCGGUCAUCUGGACAGCUGGGAUGUUGGUGUCGGUGCAAUGGAUGAUGGUGGCGGUGCCAUAAUCUCUUGGAAAGCGUUAACGUAUCUCAAAGCGAUGGGACUACGGCCAAAGCGCACCAUCCGGGCCAUUCUUUGGACGGGCGAAGAGGAAGGACUUUACGGUGGAGCUGCCUACAAGGAAGCACACAAGACGCAGGAACAGAAAGAAUUUAAUUUCUUCUUCGAAUCAGACAUUGGCACAUUUGAACCACGGGGGCUCGAUUUUGUCGGCAACGCGGAUGCCGAGUGUAUAUUCCGAGAAAUCGUCAAACUGAUGGCUCCUUUGAAUGCGACUGAGUUUGAAACCCCCACGGAUGGAGGACCGGACAUUAGCCACUGGACGACGCGUGGGUUCCCUGGAGCGUCUUUAUUGAAUAAAAAUGAAAAAUACUUCUGGUUCCAUCACUCCGCCGGAGACACGAUGGCGGUGGAAGACCCUAAAAAUUUAGAUAAAUGUGUGGCUCUCUGGGCUGCAGCAGCAUACGUUGUGGCUGAUCUGAGCGUUAGCAUGCCCAAGGAUGUAAUGCCGUAA